CGUCGGACAAGCUAAUAGCUAACCCAAAUAGUAGUUCGCUUGCCAUUUAAUCGGUGGAAUACAUGGAUUUCAUUAAUAUAUUCAUCUAACUUUCUUUGCCCUUGUCAUAUCACCAUCGUUUAGUUAGCUAGUAAUACGUUAGUUAGCCCAGUUAAAAAUAUAACGUUAGCCAGCUAACUUAUUGCAAAGUUAACUAGUUACUGUAGCAUUAGGUACCAGACAACUAACGGCCAGCUAGCUAAACGCUGCCACAGACAGACAGAUCAUCAGUCUUGAAACAUAGACGUUGUGAAGAUGAGCAAGAAGACACCUAAUCGUCCGGGGAUCACUUUUGAAGUCGGUGCUAGAAUUGAAGCUCAAGACUAUCUACAAAAAUGGUACUCGUCACGCAUUGAGGACAUCGAUUUCGAUGAGGGAAAGAUGCUUGUCCACUUUGAUCGUUGGAGCCAUCGAUAUGAUGAGUGGAUCGCCUGGGACAGCACUCGACUGCGGCCUCUUGAGAGGCCAACACUCCGUAAAGAGGGACUGAAGGAAGAGGAGGGGGAGGUGACUGAGAGACUCAGCGAGAUGUCAGCAUCUCGCCUUGAUGAGCUUCCUGGAUGUACAGAGAGCACAGAGGACCAAACAGAGUUACCGCAGCCGAGACAAGAAUUGAGAGAUGGUGAAGAGGUGCUUGCUCGAUGGACAGAUUGUCGCUACUAUCCUGCAAAGAUUGAAUCUGUAAACAAAGAGGGUAUCUACACGGUGCAGUUUUAUGAUGGAGUUAUUCGCUGUGUGAAAAAAAUUCAUAUCAAAUCUAUGCCCCAUGAUGCAAAAGGACAGGACUGGAUAGCCCUGGUGAAAGCUGCCUCGGCUGCAGCCAAGAGCAAAGGAAGCAGUACGCCUCGUACCAGUGCCAACAGCAACAAGGUCAGGGACGACCCUCACGGAGGGAAGUCUGACGAUGAGGAUGGUCAAGAAGAGCUGGAUGAAGAGUUGCAGGAUCAGUCCGACUCUGACAAACUGGAAACCCAUGAAGAUGAUGCUGACUGUAAGAAGGAGCAGACAGAGGUCCCAGUGACUUCCCAACAACAGAAGGUACCAAGAACAGCAGACCAUGAUUCCGUACAGGGGCAGACCCAGAGACAGACUGGGUCCUCUGUGACGGGCUCUCCAGCCAAGUGUCGGAACAGGCGUCUGAAGCACCACUCUGGGGAGUCCAACAGCAGCCAGAAGCAGAGAGCGUCCAGGCCGCCGUGCUCCAUCACUACUCUGUCUGCUGGAGAGGACACCAUGUCAGCCCCAGAGUCCAUGCUGAGUCCCUCCCCCAGACACAGCUGCCCAGACAUGGCUACCUCAGGGCAUGGUGAGGCGGUUCCUCCAGGCUCCCCCAGGAGCUCAGAACAGAGCCAGAGGAGGAGACGCUCCCAGCGCCUGGCCAGCGUCAGCCCUGAUAUAAACUCUGACCCCAGCGUGACCUCUCACCCCACCACCACCCAGUGCCCUGACCUCUCACCCCAUGGGAGGGAGCACAACACAUCUCACAAAGACCCCUCCUCCUCUCCAGAGGAUCAAGUGACAAACUCUGUCGAGAGGGCAGAGUCAUCGACCCUCCACAACUACUGUGUUGGCAUACCACCUACACCUUCAUCUGCUGCCUCCAUCCUCACACCAUCUCAUCCACCAAUCACACACAGAGACCAGCUGACUGACGGGCCAUCAGCCAAUCAUACGGCAGUGGCAGACAAAUUCCCACCCUUAGCUGCAGCCGCUGGGAGGAGUAGUACUAUCAGGAGCCCUAAACUAAACAAGCACACCAGGGAGCCAAUCAUGAACACCAAGCGGUGUGAUGACCCAACGUCUCCCAACGACCUGGACCUCUACAAGUGUAAGAUCCCUGGGUGCUCCAAGGCCUUCCGCAAAGCCAAGCUGCUGGACUACCACCUCAAGUAUUACCACAACGCUGACAAGGACCUCCAGGACUCUGAGCUGCCAGGCUCCCCAGACAGGGCUGGUCGUACCCGGGCCACCUCAGCCUCCAUGCCCACCACCACCCUGCUGGAGGUCCCUGACAACACAAAGAGACGCAGGACUGUCUCCACCUCAUCGUCACUGUCCCCUCCGGGCCAUAUGUUCCAACUGGACUGUACUGGACUGGGAAGCUGUCUGAAACCUCCCAGGUUGAACAGGAAGAAACGCUCCUCUGCCUCCAUGAGCUCUGACAGCACAGAGCUGUCUCUCCCUCCCCCGCCUCAGGAGAAGAGCUUCGAGUCCCUCCACGACAAGAUCCUGAAGAAGGUGAUCGAUAAGGACAAGCACCUGGAGCCAGGGUUAAUGAAGAUUGAGAAGAAGGUGAAACUGGAGGAGAAAUCCCAGGUGAUCGGAAAAAAGAAGGACAAGGAUAAAGAGCGGAGGGACAGGAAAGAGAAGGACCACUUCAAACUGAAACAGAAGAAGAAGAAGAAAAAGAAGAGGAAAUCCAAGCAGCACUGUACGUUUAGUUCAGGUUAUUCUGACUACGAUGACAUGUCCCUGUCCUUCCUGGAGCGAUCUACGGCGUCUACUCUUCACCGCUCCUCCACCUCCUUCACUUUCCCCUCCUCCUCCUCCUCCACCACCAAACAUUACCAGUACCCCCGCGCCAUCCUCUCCGUCGACCUGACCGGAGAGAACCUGUCAGACAUAGACUUCCUGGAGGACUCGACCACAGAGAGCCUGCUGUUUAGUGGAGAUGAGUACAACCAGGACUUUGACUCUUUGAACAUGGAGGACUUCCAGGAGGAGGAUGAGGAUGGUACCCAGGAGAUCGUCCGCUGUAUCUGUGAGAUGGACGAGGAGAAUGGAUUCAUGAUUCAGUGUGAGGAGUGUAUGUGCUGGCAGCACAGUGUGUGUAUGGGGCUUCUGGAGGAUAGCAUCCCGGACCAGUACAUAUGUUACAUCUGCAGAGACCCUCCAGGUCAAAGGUGGAGUGCCAAAUAUCUCCAUGACAAAGACUGGUUGAACAAGGGUCAGAUGUACGGCUUGUCCUUCCUCUCGGAGAACUACUCUGAGCAGAACUGUAAGACCAGCGUGUCCACCCAUCAGCUGUUAGCAGACGUGUUCAGUGUCAACAACGUCCUUCACGGACUACAGCUGAAGAUGGACAUACUACAGAACAAACACAAUCCCAAUUUGCACUUCUGGGCUCGGUCCUGGGUGAACUCUGACGAGGACCAGCCCAUGGGCGGUCUCCCUGACUGCAUCCACUUGACAGACAACUCUCUGAACAACCACACCUCCUCCAAGACUGACACUUACAUCACCAGCGAACACAGCUACCAGAAACCCCCCAGCCCCGGACAGCUGGAACACUGGCUCUCUACAGACCGACCGGCUGCAGACCCCCACGGCUCUAACAGCCAGGAGGGAGGAGGGGUGGGGGCGGACCUGGUGGUGGCUUAUACUAACCCCGCCUCCCACUCCACCCACUUCACAGCCAAGGAACAGGAAGUAAGAAAGAAGACAACUGCCCUGGCUGUGCCAGGCUCCCUGGCUGUGCCUGGCUCCCUGGCUGUGCCUGGCUGUCUGAACGAGAGGGGACCAGACUCAGUGGAACAUGCCAGGAACUGUCUCCAGUGGCAGAUGAACCUCCUCACUCACAUAGAAGAUGUGCAGAACCAGGUGGCAGGCAGGAUGGACCUCAUAGAGAAGGAGCUUGAUGUGUUGGAGAGCUGGCUGGACCUCAGUGGGGAGUUGGAGCCUCCGGACCCCCUGGCCAGGCUGCCUCAGCUUCAACACCGCAUCAAGCAGCUCCUCACAGACCUGAGCAAGGUGCAACAGAUGAGCACCCUGUGUUCUGUCUGAGUCUGGCCCGGGUUAGCAUGGCAACAGCACUAGGCAUCUGGUGUCUUCACAGAGGAGAGUCCUAUCCAAACCCAGGGUGAACCCCGUCCUCUCUCUCUGGCACCGAAGGACACCGUCUGCUGUUGUCCAUAAACUGUCAAACUGAGCACACCUCCUCCUCCUAGACAGACUGUGGGAGGGAAGCUUCAGUUGGAUCAAUACAAGGGGGAUGAAUGGAUGUAUAGAGACCAACAGGAAAGAGUUGAGUCCAGUGGACUCUUGGUAUUAGAAAGAAGAGUGUUUUGAGUUGGAGUAACUGACAAGUAUUGAGUUUGACGAAAUGGGACUUCUGGAUGAAAAGUACCAGUUUAAUACAGUGUUAGUUUGUAGGGCCCAGAAUGUUUUUUUGUUUUAACUCAGACUUCCUGUUAUGAAGUUCCCGCAACGGUUUCAUAACCAGGGAGGGUUUGUCCACCAGGAAGGAGGGUUUGUCCACCAGGAAGGAGGGUUUGUCCACCAGGAAGGAGGGUUUGUCCACGUACAUUAAAUUGUUCACACGCAUUCUAUGAUAUAGCUGAAAUUCAAUUUAAUUAAAUGAGAUUAUUAAAAUGCAAUGAGAUUACCUCAUCAUGGGCCCGUCUCAAAUAGAACCCUAUUCCCUUUAUAGUGCACUACUUUAGACCGUAGUACACUAUAGUAUGUAGGGAAUAUAGGGGUCCAUUUGGGAAACAUCCCAUCACUCUCUUGCCUCAGUAGGAGGAGAGCUGUAGAAGCCGUGCUUGUGUGAUAUGAGUUAAUGCAAAAACUAAAUCACCAUGGUGAUUGUUAGAUGAUAUUGUAGCAAGCUUUAACCUGCCAGAAAUCUGUUCUGUUCUGGAAGCGUGGUCUGAAACUAGUUUGAGAUGUUUUAACAUUUCCAGUUCCCCCUCAAGUUCACACUAUGGUUAGUUGGUUUGUUAAAAAACCAGUGCUGACAUCAGUCAUUUAGCGACUGAAUUCUGAUUUCAUUUCAGGAAUCUAUUGCCACCUUUUACAAUCAUUAACUUUCAUUCUCUUAUGUGCCAAGUCUGAAAGUAUGACCCACCAAGUUUACAAUGUUAUCGUUCUCACUGAUUCAACAUGGGAUGAGUAUAUUUUACUGGUGUAUAUAAUGAACCCAAUCCACAGACAGACAUACGACUGUGUGUCUUCAGGAUAUCUCCAUGACAACCACGAAAUGGCCUUGAUGUCACGGGACAUCUGUGGCACGUUUGUCUCUGUGUGUGUAUACGUCCCGAAAUGGCACCCUAUUCCCUAUGUAGUGCACUACUUUUGACCAGAGCCCUAUGGAGCCUGUUCAAAAGUAGUGCGCCGUGUAGGGAAUAGGGUGCCAUUUGGGGACGUUACCUCUGUCUGUGGGGUUUUUGAUGCUUUCAGUGCGGCCCCAGUAUGGCUGCUACAUCACAUAACACCACAAUGUCUUCUAAGUGGACACGUUUGAAGCUAAAUUGCCAGCUGGAUGUAAAUGUGUAUUAAAAAGCAAUGUGUUGAUUGCUGUUGUUGGGUCAUUUUAUGUACAGUUUCUAUGACUGUAAAGAGGAGGAAACAUCUAUAGAAGACAUAAGAGGAUAAAAUAUACUUGAAGAAAAAUGACUGUUUAUUUAGCGUUUCUAUGAACCUGUAUAAAAAGUGUUUUAGAACCAGCCGCUAGGGUAUAAAACAAAGUAGAUUUUUAUUGACAUAUACCAGCUGUACAUUAAGAGUUUAUUUAAGACCGGUUCUUUAUGUGAUUUACUACAUGUACAAUGCCAUUAAAAAAGAUAUUCUGGAUAUUUUA
Molecule: messenger RNA, 5617 nt
Organism: Salvelinus fontinalis (brook trout)
Lineage: Eukaryota; Metazoa; Chordata; Actinopteri; Salmoniformes; Salmonidae
Product: PHD finger protein 20-like protein 1
Exons: 26
Coding region: 295-3822 (1175 amino acids)
Biological process (GO): regulation of transcription by RNA polymerase II
Cellular component (GO): NSL complex
Source: RefSeq, a predicted model, not a curated record